Molecule: messenger RNA, 795 nt
Organism: Staurois parvus
Lineage: Eukaryota; Metazoa; Chordata; Amphibia; Anura; Ranidae
Source: the annotation of a GenBank genome assembly
UUAAUGAUGAAAGAUAUUGAAAGUCCUGUAUGGAGUGAUGGUGAGAAGACCACACUGAGUUGUGAAGCUUUUAACUGUACUGGGGAUGUCAAGGUGACUUGGGUCAUCAAACUUAAAGAUGGCACCCAACAUGAGGUCUCCGACACAGGAUCAAAUGAUAAUGAGGAGGAUCAAUCACUAAUGUCCAGAGAGUACCAGGUGACAAAGGAGCAUGACCGUCAGAAGAUGAAAGGACAUGUGACCACAAAGCUGACCUUCAUUCCUUCUAUAUCCAGAUAUUUGGGGUCCACUGUGUCUUGCAGAAUUGUUCAUCAGAAGAAACCUGUAGAGAAAACGUUUGAGGUCAAGACCAUUCAUGCUAAACCCAAGUUCGUUGAGCCCAUACAGUUUACACUAUCUGACCAUGAAAAAGUAGAAAUAUCAGUUAAACUACAGAGGUUUUAUCCUCAGGAGAUGGAGGUGACAUGGUUCUCUAAAAGAGGACAAUCUGAAGAGGAAAUUCCAGAGGUCAUGAAUAACAAUCACAAUUCUGGAGAUACAUUUGAUCUGGAUAGUAAAUGUACAGUUCCUGGAGAAUUAUUCAAAGAUCCCACAUAUAAAGUCAUUGUGAGAUGGAAACAUGAAUCCAUGGAGGAACCACAAUCCUGGGAGAUUUCUGCAAGAGACCUCCCAUGGCAUCCAAAACUACAGAGAUUCGCAAUAGAGAGCAUCUUCCAAGAUGACGAGGUUCUCUUACAGUGCCGGGUGUCAGACUACUUUCCCAAUGCUCUGGCUGUGAAAUGGUUUGAGAGGAUA